UUAUAAUGUGCGCGUGUGUAAAUUUGCACCGGGGGUGGUUGGUUGACGAUCCGGUGUCUGCGGGACUGACAUCGUGAUUUUGUCUCGUUUGUUGAAAAUUCUUAAGUGGCAUUUCUCAGCCCCGUCACAAACUGGGAGUGUCGUGUUUUUAAUUUUUCACAAAGGAGUCAGCUGUUUCCUCAUUAAUAACUGAGACACCAUUUUAUUAACCACGAGGAAACGAUAAAAGAAAAUCCCCCGCCGACUUGACAAGACUGGAGCGCACAAAAACGCACGCGGUGUCUAAAAAUGGCGAAGGUGUUUCGCGCGGUGACAGUGUCGACUUUGUCAAACAAUGGACAAUCAACACCAAAAUUCGACAAGCCGGUGACGCUUUUGAUUAAUUAUGAUCCCCAGGGCCUCAGCAUCGAGCUUGUAUCAGGGGACUACAUUGAUAAAGAUCAAAAUUCGUUACUGGAAUUUCCAGUAACACACACGACAGAAUGUUCUCGAGUCUCAAAUCGAAGCUAUAUAUUUACACUAGAUUCAGAUAGUUUAUUAAUAUCAUUCGCCAAUGAAACAGACUUUCGAAACUUCCAUUCGCAAAUUUUAAAGCUCAAAAAUGGAAAAGGAGUCUCGGCAUUCAAUGAAAGAACCGAGGAAUCAUCGGCAAUGCAGUAUUUUCAAUUUUAUGGAUAUUUAUCGCAACAGCAAAAUAUGAUGCAGGAUUAUAUAAGGACCAGCACCUAUCAACGGGCAAUACUUGGAAAUAUAUCGGAUUUCAAAGACAAAAUAGUAUUAGAUGUUGGCGCUGGUUCGGGAAUAUUAUCAUUCUUUGCCGUUCAAGCGGGAGCAAAGAAAGUUUAUGCCGUUGAAGCGAGUAAUAUGGCAAAUCACGCUGAAUUAUUAGUAGCGGCAAAUAAUUUAUCGGAUAAAGUUGUUGUGAUUGCGGGUAAAAUUGAGGAAAUUGAACUGCCAGAUCGCGUUGAUUGCAUUGUCAGUGAGCCAAUGGGUUACAUGUUGUACAAUGAGCGUAUGCUCGAGACAUAUCUUCAUGCAAAAAAAUGGCUCAUUCCAGGCGGUAGAAUGUUUCCGUCAAGAGGAGAUCUUCACAUUGCUCCAUUUUCGGACGACAGUCUCUACAUGGAACAGUUUAAUAAGGCCAAUUUUUGGUGUCAAACGUGUUUUCACGGAGUUGACCUUUCCGCCAUGAGGAACAACGCGAUUAAAGAAUAUUUCAGACAGCCUAUUGUCGACACCUUCGACAUUCGCAUUUGCAUGGCUAAAUCUGUCCGGCACAUUGUAGACUUCCAAACAGCAGAUGAGACUGAUUUACAUAAAAUAGAAAUAGAUGUCGAUUUUCAUAUACUAGAAAGUGGCACUUGCCACGGCCUUGCAUUUUGGUUUGAUGUUGCAUUCAUUGGCUCAACACAACAGGUUUGGUUGAGUACAGCUCCCACGGAACCUCUGACUCAUUGGUAUCAGGUUCGCUGUUUACUUGAAAAUCCCUUAUUUUGUAAAAGUGGACAAUUACUCUCAGGAAAAGUUAUCUUAGUCGCUAACAAAAGGCAAUCGUACGAUGUGACAAUUGAUCUAAAGGUCGAAGGAACAAACAUGGAGAGCAGCAGCAACACUUUAGAUUUGAAAAAUCCCUACUUUAGGUAUACAGGAGCUGCGGCUCAGCCACCACCGGGUUUAAAUAAUACCUCGCCAAGUGAAUCAUAUUGGACAAGUUUAGAUGCUCAAGGUGCACGUCAGGCAGUUAAUAUGGUUAAUGGAAUGUCAGUUAAUGGUCUCGGUGAAGUAUCAAUGGAUACAAGUGGAGGAGUAAACUCAAAUUUAUUAGCAAUUGGCGGACAGCCAAACAUUCAUCCGGGUUUGAUCUCGAGUACUGGACGCGGAAGAGUCGGAACGGCUACAAGUACACAAGCAGCUCAAUUAAUUGGUGGUGGCAUUACACCAAAUAUGUUCACUUCUCCUGCCACACUUGGUGUUAAUUUCCAGCAGUCGCUGGUACUUGGAAAUACCUCGCAUUAUCCAGUGAAUCCAAGUUUGAUGAUUGGCGACUAUGUGACGCCUUGCAAUGGAAUUCCACAGCAGGCAUAUCGACAAUGAUCUCGGGCAAAGAAUUUUUGUCAUUAUUACACCAGCAGUAAAUUAAUAAAGCAAUUAAAGAAUGAAAAUAAUCACUAUCAUCGUUCAUAUAGAAAUGAUGAUCGAAUGAAUUCUAACGAUUAUUCCGAUAAUAGAAAAAAAUGCCGCCGACUCAUGUUCAGUUCACCGAUCAGUAAACUUCAUUUAUCAUCAGCAACACCAAUAUUCGAGAUCUUGGACAAUUUACAUGAUGACAAUUUUUAUUCAACAAAUUCAAUGAUUGAUAAGCUGAUCAAAUUUGGAUGGAACUCUAGUAAGAAUUAUUCAUAUUGGGACGCGCGCUCGAAAGGAUUGCGAAUUGCUUUGCUAUCCGAUCACCAUUGAAAACAAAAAAUUACCGCUUCUCUGUAAGAAUUCGAUCUUCCAGAAUUUACGAGCACGCUUGCCAAAUAUAUAUAUAUAUAUUCCGGAUUGAUAUUUUUUAAUGACAAUACUAUUUACUGCUCGUAGGAACUUGCAUGCUCUAGAAUUUUUAUUUUUGUUUUUGUAAUUUAGAUAAGACAAGUAGUUUUGUAAAAAGUAAGAACAAAAUUUACAAAUAUGCUUCUCUUGUCGAUUUUGAUGAUAAAAAAAAGGGAAUUUCUUUUUAAUGCAAGACAAGUCGGUGUGUGAAUGUUUAGAUUUAUUUCGUGCUCGAUCUCGAUGCUAUUUAUAAAUGCGAUCUCGAAAUAAUUUCUCUGCAGUUUUUAUAUACAUUUUUUUUUUUUGAAACUACAGACACCAAGAAUAGGGUAUUAAAGCACCUGUGGCUUUGCCUGUCUUUGGAAUAACCCCAAUUUUUUGGAAAUUUUUUAAAUGACUAAUUAUUAAUUUUUGUCCUUUUCGAAAAAUUCGAAAACAGCUUUAAACGUUCAAUUAAUAAAAACGUAGAAAAAUAGGAUUAUUUAAUACUCGAAUACAUUCACGGAAAAUUGUACAUAGCAUAAAAUUGCAAUCAAUCGGACCUUCCAUUUUAGUUUUUAAGGAAUUGUGCUUGUUUCUUUAAUGACAAUACAUUUUUUUUUGAAGAUACUUAAUUUUCUGCCUUCUCUUUUUUUUUAUCAAUAAUGACUCGAUUUUUUGAUAAUUUUUCUCUCUUGUUUUCUUCUUUCUUUCAAUUAUCAAUUAUAUAGAAUAAAUUGGUUUUCGAGAGGCCAAGAUUGUAAAUAUUCUCUUUGAAUAAGAUGAUUCAGAAUCGUUUCGAAAUUUCGCAAAUGUUUCCCUUAGAAUCUCCCUUAUAACAUAUCCUGAAUAAAACUCAUAUUUAUAUAUUUAUACGUGAUCUAGACGAACCAUUUUUUUGGCGACAGGCAUUCCACAAGUGCUAAGAAAAAAAAAUUAGCCCGAUGAUGUACAUAAUAAUAUUUGCUUCCAUUUCUUUUCUGUAAGCAAUGUGUGAGAAUGAUUCUUUUUUUUAACGCAGUUUAAACACUUCACAACAAAAAAAAAACCUAAUUUUUUGUUUCUUCUUAAUUAUUAUUAAUCAUCAUUCGUCAAAAGAAAAAUUAUUCUCAAAAACAGGCAAAAUUCUUCAUUCGCUAACAAUAUUUAUUGCGUUUAUCAAAUAAAUAUAUUGUGGAAAAAUAAUCGACGAAUCAUUUAAUUUUACGACAAAUUCUUUCUUUCCUUUGAAAAAAAAUCGUGUUUUUUUUGCUUUGAUCUAAAAACUGAUUUGAAAGGAAACAAUUUCUCUCGUUUCUCGAAGAAUUAAAAAUAAAAUUUGAUAUAAAUAUAUCAAGAAAUAAUUUUGUAAAUGUUGAAAUUGAUUUAUUUUGAGUUUUUACUUUAAUAAAUAAAUGGAAGUUCGUAAUAAAUAAGAAUUAAUUUGAAUUUGUCUUAAAUUUCUAUUAUUUUGCUGAAUAUUAGUAACUUCAGUUACUAAUAACUAACAUCUUAAUGAAUUAAUUAGUUUGCAAUUCGUAUUCUUUCUUUGUUAAUUUUCCUUUCCUUCAAUGAAAGCGCACAGUGUAAAAAAAAUGAAAAAAUCGAUAUUUUUUGAGGUUCUGAAUAAUACUUUUGCCAAAUCCACAUUUACAAGUUGUAAUUAGAAUUAUUACUCCUUUUUUUGCGAUUCAAUGACUGACAUAUAUAAGCACAAUCAUAAAAUUGUCAUCUUUCUCUCUCCUUUUUUUUAAAUCUUUAGAAAAAAUAAGCAUUAUAUAUAAUAUAAAUACACGACUUAAAAUUGUAUACAAAAUCGUUUGUGAAUCUUGCGAAAGGAAAAUCUGAGUUUUUAUAUCACGAUUUAACGAAAAACAAAAGGAAAAAAAAAAAAAUGUUCAACCUCAAGCGUUCAAUUUCGCAAACUCUAGUCGUUAAGUCCGUACAUCACAACGAGUUACGCGUGUUAAUUAAGUUGAUGAUUGUAGAAUUAAAAGCUUCUCAACUUUUCUUUCUUUCUUUUUCUUUUGAUUAUUAUUAAAGAAUAAGGUUCAAAAAAGUUAAGAAAGCAAAACCAGUGUUCACGUGAAUAAUCAACAGUGAUGUUGAGGGAAAAAAAAAAUUCCUUUUUUUAAAAAAAAAAUCAUGACUGGUCCUUCCCCAAAUUCAUAAUUCUAGCUCUGCGUCCGUGUGUUCUCUUUUUGAUACUGAAUAUACUCGGAAUCCUAUUAUGUUUCGCGAAUCCUCUCAUAAGGUGUCUACCGGUAAUGACAACUAACGAAACAAUAAAUUAAGUUGAAAUUUUA
This is a messenger RNA of Leptopilina heterotoma, 4799 nucleotides long. It is a transcript of the gene Art4, whose product is annotated as histone-arginine methyltransferase CARMER. The record is from RefSeq and is a predicted model, not a curated record. NCBI's taxonomy places the organism in Eukaryota, Metazoa, Arthropoda, Insecta, Hymenoptera, Figitidae. Gene Ontology annotation, molecular function: protein-arginine N-methyltransferase activity. Gene Ontology annotation, biological process: peptidyl-arginine methylation. Bases 289 to 2094 code for a protein of 601 amino acids. The transcript has 8 exons.